AUGAUUAGAAGAGAUAGAGAGAAGAGAGAAGAAAAAGGGAUGGCGAAUAGCAUAAGACGUGUAAGCAUCGCAGAUAUGAAGGGCAACAACGGCAAUGCAGUCACGGGAGGCGGCACAGGAACCUCGCACGCGUCUGAUUCACUCUUAAUGGAUGGUAGUGGCAGUGGCAGUGGUAGUGGCAGCAACAGCGGGAGCAGAAGCAGAAGCAGGAAAUCAAGUGGGACUGCAGGCGGUCUGCUGAAGAACCCACCACUGCAGGUAAACAGCGAAUCGGCGAAUGGUGCAGUGCCUGCCGCGCCGCACACUAUAACUAAUAAUGGCGGUACGCUCGACGUGAGCAUAAACAAUCCUGACCCGCAGGUGGUUGAUGUGGUGGCCCGCCACCUGAUCCGGAACCCGACCAACAAUCUGCACUUGCAAGGUGGAGACAUCACGAGAGACCUGUACAAGUGGACGAACGAGCAUCCGGCGUCGCCGUCGCAGAACCAGAACCUGCCCGCUCUGUCCACCUCGAUACCUUCGCAAGCGCCCUCAUUCUCCAACCGCAGGAGGUCGAUGAGCUUUUCAGCGGCCUCCGUAGCAUCCUCAUCCUACCCUAACAACAAUGCAGAUGCGAACGUGAACUCUUUGACAGGGAAUGUAUCCGCCAUGGGUCUGGCGCCCGCAUCGAUGACGCACGAAGAGAUCAGGGCCCCCGGCGGGUUCAGAAGGUCGUUCAUCAUACAAAAGCACAGGAGGCAUAACAUCAAUGCCCCCGUACCGAAUUUUUUCACCAGGAACUUUAUCGAGUUUCUGACCUUGUACGGUCAUUUUGCUGGUGAAGACCUGUCCGAAGAGGAGGAUGAGGAAGAAACCGAGGCGGAACAGGAACCAGAAGAACCGGAGGAGGAAGCUUUGGAAACGGAAAGCACCCAGCUUGUCUCUCGCGAACGUGACCGCCGCCCCCAUAAGUCCUCCACGGUGAAGGCAGUACUACUUUUGUUGAAAUCGUUUGUCGGUACUGGUGUGCUUUUCCUGCCCAAGGCCUUCCACAACGGUGGCUGGGGAUUUAGCGGCGUCUGUCUACUCAUGUGCGCCAUUGUUUCUUACGGAUGCUUUGUUUCGUUGAUCACCACUAAGGACAAAGUGGGCGUUGAUGGGUACGGUGACAUGGGUAGGGUACUUUACGGGCCCAAGAUGAAACUGGCUAUUCUCCUGUCCAUCGCCUUAUCGCAAAUCGGAUUUUCUGCCGCUUAUACCGUCUUCACCGCCACUAAUUUGCAGGUCUUUUGCGAGCAUUUUUUCCAUUUGAAACCGGGCAGCAUUAAUUUAGCCACCUACAUCUUUGCGCAGGUGCUGAUUUUUGUUCCAUUAUCAUUGACGAGAAACAUAGCCAAGUUGAGUGGGACCGCGUUGAUAGCCGACGUAUUUAUAUUACUGGGUCUGGUUUACGUUUACUAUUACUCCAUUUACCACAUCUCCGUUAAUGGGAUUGCAUCCGACACCAUGCUCAUGUUCAAUAAGGCAGAUUGGUCUUUGUUCAUUGGUACUGCCAUCUUUACUUUCGAAGGCAUCGGCCUGCUUAUCCCCAUCCAGGAGUCAAUGAAACACCCGAAUCACUUCCAGCCAUCAUUGUCCGCAGUGAUGUGCAUUGUGGCAGUAGUCUUCAUAUCCUGUGGUCUCUUAUGCUAUGCCGCAUUUGGGGCCGAUGUGAAAACGGUUGUUUUAUUGAAUUUCCCGCAAGAUAGCUCCUACACCCUCACUGUUCAACUACUGUACGCAUUGGCCAUAUUAUUAUCCACACCUUUGCAGUUAUUCCCCGCCAUACGUAUCUUGGAAAAUUGGACUUUCCCCUCAAAUGCAUCUGGUAAACACAAUCCGAAGGUCAAAUGGUUAAAGAACUACUUCCGUUGCGCCAUUGUGCUUUUGACAUCCGUCCUAGCAUGGGUAGGUGCAAACGAUCUGGACAAAUUUGUAUCCCUGGUAGGGUCCUUUGCAUGCAUACCAUUGAUAUACAUAUACCCACCGCUGUUACAUUACAAGGCGUUCAGCCUAUCCGGAAUUUCAAGGCCAAGGCUUCUGUUGGAUUUGGUUAUCAUAAUCUUCGGAGUCGCUGUCAUGGCCUACACUUCAUGGCAGACCAUAAAAAUGUGGAGCUCAUAA
Molecule: messenger RNA, 2142 nt
Organism: Saccharomyces eubayanus
Lineage: Eukaryota; Fungi; Ascomycota; Saccharomycetes; Saccharomycetales; Saccharomycetaceae
Gene: AVT3
Product: Avt3p
Exons: 1
Coding region: 1-2142 (713 amino acids)
Biological process (GO): amino acid transmembrane transport
Molecular function (GO): amino acid transmembrane transporter activity
Source: RefSeq, a predicted model, not a curated record